This is a messenger RNA of Spathaspora passalidarum NRRL Y-27907, 804 nucleotides long. RefSeq lists its product as uncharacterized. Bases 6 to 698 code for a protein of 230 amino acids. The record is from RefSeq and is a predicted model, not a curated record. Lineage: Eukaryota; Fungi; Ascomycota; Pichiomycetes; Serinales; Debaryomycetaceae. The transcript has a single exon.
UAAUUAUGGGGAAGUCAUUCUACGAAAAGGAGCAAGAGAAGAUCAGAGCGUUGAUCAAGAUACCGUUGCUUGAACUAGUGCUUCAAUUCCUUCCACAUCUCCAACCAAGCCAACGCCAGCGGGAUGAUACCUGGGAAGUGGUGGCAAUUCAAUUGGGUCAGCAGCGGUUUAGCGAGGCAGUGCACGAGAAAAAGUCCAUGGAGGAAGUAGAGGCCAUACCGGAACUCAAUGGGUUCUAUAUCCGGGAGAUGUAUGAGCAGUUGUUUGCCAACUUCAAAAAGGAAAUGCAGUUUAGAUUGGCCAUGCAGACGGCGGCGGUGCCCAACAGUAGUGCUGGCCUGCCUAUGAGAACUCUACUGUUUAACCCACAGGAUCGGGCAGAAGCUCUUCUUUUCACAUUGUACCAGAUGCAAUAUUGGGACGUUGAGAUGAUGGCCAAGGUCAGUCAGGAGAAGUUGGAAAAAUCAUUCCGGAGAUAUCUUGAACAGCAGGAACUAGGUGAAAAAGACAAGCUCGAAGUGCCGUUACCUGUGGUACACCAGUACAGAAAAAGCGUUGAACUAAAAAAGAAUGAAAUCUUGAAGGAGGAGAUAUCAAAGAAGGAUAAACGAUUAGAACAGCUAGCCCAAGAGAAUAAACGUUUGUUAGAACUAAACCAUGACUUACUCUCGCAACUCCAGGGACAUAACAAUCCAUAAGCUUUUUUGGUUUAUGUGCACGACGACGUUUUCUCGGGUAGUGCAGUAAUUAACUGUACCCGCCCCUGUCGGCAACGAUAAUAAAAUUAAUUACUUACACAAUAUC